AUGAGAAUUCACAUCGACAUCUACUUUUGGACCUAUUCCAAGCCUCAUUCUCACCAGGGUAGUUUGCAAGAGAAAGAUCUAAGCAUGGAGCCAUUUAAUGACCAGGAGAAGCGGCAUCUCCUUGCCGAAAUCAUCAAGCACAGUCAAUUAGAUGUCCAAUAUUUGGAGGAUAUAGUUCGUCAUAUUGAGCCAAACUGGAUGCAAAUGCAACUCCCCAAUGGCCGCAACAUGGCUCAGUGUAUGGAGGCAGCCCAGAACAUGUACAUAGGACAGCGUGGGACAAAGCGGAAAGCUAGCGAAGAAGAAUCGAGCACUCAGAACAACAACGACGGCCAUCUUCCCAGUAGCCAAGCUCUCUCUCUCCUGUCUCAAACUUCUCCAGCGCAAAACUCACCGGCAAACUUCCAGCGCCAACCCGCUACGACUCCUGGGUUUCAUUUGCAGCAACCUCAGCAACCUGAACAGCCUUCCAAGAAGAAGAAGGGUCGUCCGGCAUAUGCAGGUCGGGACGUGACCAGCCAGCGACCUUUCAAUCCUCGACCUAUCGCUCCAAAGCCAUCUGCACAGAACCCACACAAUUCUCACUCCGUCUUUCGUACUAUUGCCCCGGCUCCUCAAGCUGUUGUCCCGCCACGGCCCCCGGGAUCAUUGCAUAGUACAUACAAAGGUCUAAACCGCGCACUUCCUGUGGAGUUUCGAAACGCGCACGGGAAUUUGGAUGCUUACCAGCCUUCCAUCACACCGUCCUCUGGGAUGCUUCAGCCAAAGCAGACAGCAGGAAUCCUAGACCAUAUACCGCAUGGAGAACAGAUGUCUAACCGCCCGAGAUCCCUUAGUGAAGCGGUACCGCGCGUGCAAAAACAAGAAGAUUCUCCAAACAAUCGAUCAAGUUCGUUACAGCCGAUAAGAACUGGCGACCAAAGUCGCAUAAUACAAAGUAGAGCGCCAGAUCAGAUGCAAGAAAUGAAAACAAAAUCGGAUAAGGAGACCACGAAUCGAAGUCAGAGAAAGAAUUAG
Molecule: messenger RNA, 1017 nt
Organism: Fusarium fujikuroi IMI 58289
Lineage: Eukaryota; Fungi; Ascomycota; Sordariomycetes; Hypocreales; Nectriaceae
Exons: 4
Coding region: 1-1017 (338 amino acids)
Source: RefSeq, a predicted model, not a curated record